This is a messenger RNA of Cuculus canorus (common cuckoo), 1035 nucleotides long. RefSeq names its product olfactory receptor 6F1-like. The transcript has 2 exons. Gene Ontology annotation, molecular function: olfactory receptor activity; G protein-coupled receptor activity. Gene Ontology annotation, cellular component: membrane. Gene Ontology annotation, biological process: G protein-coupled receptor signaling pathway. Bases 1 to 1035 code for a protein of 344 amino acids. Lineage: Eukaryota; Metazoa; Chordata; Aves; Cuculiformes; Cuculidae. The record is from RefSeq and is a predicted model, not a curated record.
AUGUUUUCCCUCAGCCAAGUGGACCCUUUCUUCACCUGGAGGAUGGUGCAGGAAGAGAUGUCACCUGGAUCAUUUCCUUUGGCUGAGCCGAUGGACCUGGACAUAUGGGAGGACAUGGAAAAUGGGACGAGUGUGGAAGAGUUCAUCCUUCUUGGCUUCCAAGGCAGGUGGCAUAAGCGGGUCUGCCUUGCGGUGCUAUUUGCCCUGAUCUACUCCCUGACAAUAAUGGGCAACACAUCCAUCAUAGCCCUCGUGUGGACAACCAGGAAACUCCAGACCCCAAUGUACUUUUUCCUCUGCAAUCUCUCCUUUCUGGAGAUCUGGUACACUACGGGCGUUGUGCCCAAAGCCAUAGGAGUCUUGCUGGGAACAAGCCAGACCAUCUCCUUCCGUGUCUGCAUCCUCCAGUUAUUCUUUUUUCUCUCCCUGGGCUCCACUGAGUGUUUUCUCCUGUCUGUCAUGGCCUAUGACCGCUACUUAGCCGUGUGCUGCCCCCUGAGGUACAGCUCCCUCAUGAGCAGGGGCCUCUCUGCUCGCCUGGUGCUCGGCUCCUGGCUGGGAGGCUUUCUGGCCAUCUCCCUGCUGGCCUUCCUGACCUCCAGGCUGACGUUCUGUGGGCCGGAUGUCAUCAAUCAUUUUCUCUGUGAUAUCGAUUCCUGCCUCGCCCUCUCUUGCAGUGACACGCGGCUCCUGGAGCUGGCAAGCUUCCUAGUCUCCAUCGUUGUUGUGGUGGCCUCCUGUGUGGGCACCCUGGUCUCCUACGCAUUCAUCAUCUCUUCCAUCCUGAGAAUCCAGUCAGCCCAUGGCCGCAAAAAGGCCUUUUCCACUUGCUCUGCCCAUCUCGGUGUCGUCACGAUCUGGUACGGCUCCAGCGUCUUCCUGUAUGUCAAGCCAUCAGCCCAGAACUCCCUGGAGCGGAACAAACUCGUCAAUACCUUCAACACAGUUAUAACUCCACUGUUGAACCCCUUCAUUUACACACUCAGGAACAGAGAAGUGAAGGAAGCUCUGGGGUACGCUUUCCAGAGAAAGUGA